AUGGCGCUGGGGAUGGGAACGACGAUCGAAGAGGAGGGGAGAGACGUCGAUGUAGAUGCCUGGAAGCAGAAGAUCGCCAUGGUCAACGGGUCGCGAUGCUUCGUGGAGAUCAUACAACCCAAUGACAGUCCCUGGCUACCAACCCUGUUCUUCCUCGGAGACGAUCUCGACUUCCGUUUCCGUGUGAGCUGUGAUGUGGAUGGCAGCAAGAAGGACCCCCCUUCCUCUCAGCAGCCCGUGGAGCCUUCGCACCACCUCCUCGGCGUGUCUGGGACUUUGUUCAUCGACGGCGAUCCCAUGGCCAACUUUUCUUUUUCUCGACCGUUCGAGGAGAAUCCGUGGUUGGAUCGAACGAUCUCGUUUGAGAUAACUCAGUGGUACGAAACAAACAUUGUGAUAGAGAGGAAGACCUCGAGUAGCGUGCAUACACAAGAACCUACAUCGGAGCAAUGUCAGAAGGAUGUAGACGAAGGGACUUGGGAAAUGAAAUACCUGUUAUCAUCUCGGACGCUCUCGAUAGGGAACAAGCAUAUCGCGCAACUCCAAGAGGACGGAGCAACUUUGCUCUAUCCUAGUUAUGGUCAGAGAGUCGUAGAAGGGGAGCCCGUAGAGGUCCAGAUGGCCCUGAAUCGGCAGACCUUCACCUCCACUUCUCUAUCGGUCAAGGUUGUUGUCGGGCUAGAAAGAUCCUUUCAGGCUUCACCAGAGCUGAAACUUCCAGCCCUUGGCAGCCCAGACAAAGCUCUGCUCCAGGUGACGGUGGCGUACCUCCCGAAAGCUGGGCUGCUUCCAUUCCGUGUGGAGGUCGAGACGCUUCAAGACGGAAUCAUAGCUGUUGUUCGGAGUUUCGUCAAGGUUGUAGCCAAGCAGGAUAUUCAAGGUGGGCAAGAGCAGGACAGGACGGAGACAGGGCCGGAGGGUCUGAGAACUAUCGACACUACCACUCACCUCGUCCCUGAAGUUGACACCUCCAUGUUCUGCUCCCGGAAGGACUCGUUCAACGUGGGACACACUCUUGAUGACUGGCACAAGCAGCGAGGAGACGAAACUUUCCGAAUCCUCUCGUACCGAGACCAACUCGACGAGCAUAGCAUCGUCGUGGACGUCGGAGCGCAUGCCGGCGACUGGUCUUCCAGCAUCUUCACUCGCUUCCGCUGCCAGGUGCACGCGUUCGAGCCCCUUCCGCGCCAUGCGGCGAUGUUCGAGGAGAGGACGCAGCACGUGCGGCCCCGGGUUCAGCUGCACAGGAAGGCGAUUUCGACCAAGGGCGGGCGGAUGAAGAUGCUGGACAAAGGGGUCGGGAGUCACUUGCUGUCGGAGGGCUCGCAAGUGGAGGAGGAGGAGGAGGAGGAGGAGGAGAUGAGGGUCCUGAGCGUCGACAGUCUCUUCGACGAGCUUGACGUCCGUCGGGUCGACCUGCUCAAGUUCAACGUGGAGGGAGAAGAGUUCGACCUGCUGGCGAGGCUGCUGGACCUCAACAUGAUGGACAGGAUCAGAAACCUUCAGGUUCAGUUUCAUCACGGGCUGACGCGAGCUGAUGAGCUCCGGCAGCUCCGCGCGCGGCUCAACGAGACUCAUUGCCUGACUUUCUGGUUCAGCUCGGCCUGGGAGAAUUGGCGAUCCCGAUAG
Molecule: messenger RNA, 1629 nt
Organism: Guillardia theta CCMP2712
Lineage: Eukaryota; Cryptophyceae; Pyrenomonadales; Geminigeraceae
Exons: 17
Coding region: 1-1629 (542 amino acids)
Source: RefSeq, a predicted model, not a curated record